This is a messenger RNA of Urocitellus parryii (Arctic ground squirrel), 2798 nucleotides long. It is a transcript of the gene Bet1l, whose product is annotated as Bet1 golgi vesicular membrane trafficking protein like. The record is from RefSeq and is a predicted model, not a curated record. Lineage: Eukaryota; Metazoa; Chordata; Mammalia; Rodentia; Sciuridae.
GCCACGUCUUUGGCACGGGUGGUCGUCUUGGGGACUAGCUUCGAGACUGGAGCGGGGCGCCAUGGCGGACUGGACUCGAGAUUUUUCUUUGAGAACCAGUCUGACAUUCAAAGAUGGCGAUAUCCAUGGAGCUCAGAACCCUGGUGCUGUGGAGGAGAUUCUAGACCGGGAGAACAAGCGGAUGGCUGACAGCCUGGCCUCCAAGGUUACCAGACUCAAAUCGCUGGCCCUAGACAUCGAUAGGGAUGCAGAAGACCAGAACCGGUAUCUGGACGGCAUGGACUCGGAUUUCACAAGCAUGACUGGUCUGCUCACUGGAAGCAUGAAGCGCUUUUCCACGAUGGCACGGUCUGGGCGAGACAACCGGAAGCUUCUGUGUGGUAUGGCUCUGGGUCUGAUCGUGGCCUUCUUCAUCCUCUCCUACCUCUUGUCAAGGGCAAGGACGUGAACCAGUGGGAGCCAAGGGCAGCCAGGGUUUUCUUCAACCUGGUAUCCUGGGCUCUUCAGGACUUAAAUCUACAAAAUAUUCCUUUGAAAUUAUCAUCACGAUCAGGAAUCUUCUUCCUUUGUGGUGGGAACUGUGACUGCCUCUGACCUGAUGAACUCGUUUUGCCUGGUUCCAUUUGUGAAGGGGACCCUUUCCUUGCCUAGGGGAAGCCAAGGCCCAGCCCCCAUCCCUCCUCCUGGAUGCCAGAGACACCCAUUCUGAGCAGAGCAGCUCUGAGUCCUGAAUGAGUCUACUCAUGGCCAGCCGCUCUUUUCUGAGCCUCCCAGUCCUCAGGGGUCUGAUAUCUUAAGGCUUUUCUGCCCUGUGUUGGCUAUGCCUGGAUGAGGCUGUGUCUGUGAUCUGAAAAGCCCGAGGCUGACACAGGGAGCGGGUAUGACUGAGAACCCCAUUUGAGCUGUCUCCUCCAAUGAAGGGUCCUAAGCCUGGAUAUAGGACUUAUUUGGGUGGACCAGUGUGGGCCAAGAGCCCUGUUCUAAGGACUUUGCUCUCAAGUUCCUGGAUGAGAUCAGUUCCCCAUGAAGAUCAGGGGCUGUGGAGGCAGGAGUGCAUCAUAACCUUACCAGGAGGCACUGGGCUGGRAGCCUUCUGGGUCACAUAGUUGUAUGUCUAGGAGCAUAAAUGACGUCUUCAGGAUUUAGGAGCUCCCUAGUGCCUAAGAUGUAUCCCCUGGAAAAUAAUCAAGAAACAGGCCAGUGUGGCUUUACAAAGUCAGGCAGUUCCUUGGGGAGGUCUUCCCUGUAAGCAUCCUCCUUAUAGGGGUGGAGAUCACCUGUUGAGAGACCUUGUGCUACUUGUAGUGAGAACUUUACACCUCCACCUGCUCUGCCCCACCUUGCCUCCCACAGCUAGUCGCCCUCCCUCCCAUAACUUGCUGUGGGGCUGCUCUGAGCUAUCAUCUUUGUCCCUGACUCUGUAGACUGCCCUUUCCACCUGUUUCCUUGACCCUCACCACUCACUUGUCCAGCUCUAGGCCAAUACAGACUGAAUUAUGGGGCUGGCCAAGCCAGCAGCUGCUGAGGGUCCUCACCUUUGUCUUCACAAGAAAAGUAUCUUUAAGGAAUUAGCCCUGCAGCUCAGUGUCCUUUUUUGUCUUCAUUCUAGUUUGUCUCCCAGUCAUUCCCKCUCUUCCCCAGGACUGUUGGCUCACUGUUCCCCACUAGUGUGCCACAUCGUGAGGCCUGUCCAUCCAGCCAUCUCUGAGCUCCAUGUUGACACAGAACAGCUGUAGCCUGUCCUCUCAGUGUCCUGGCCACAGUCCCAGGCACCUAUCACUUCCUCCUCCUCUAUUUAGCAGGUCCUUUUGUCUACACACCCUCACCACAAUCCCCUUUUUUCAUCUCCUGGCCCUUCCAUUGCACCUGCUGAGCCCCUAAGCCUCUAGAGGGGGAGGAUCUGCUGCCUUUUGUUUUUUCUCUUCCAGCAUGAAGUCAAUUCUCACCGCCUCCUUUCUCUGUGUCUUUGUUAAUUCCCUGACACUCUCCCAGCUGGGCUGUUCUGGCUUUUGCUUCCUUCUUGGGCAUCUCUUCAUAGGCCCUGUCACCCUUGUCACCCUCCACAACUUUGGUUUAGCCCUUGGUUCAUCACCAAMCAUGGUAGCAGUUACCUGUGUUGUGUCGCCACCUGGUCACUACAGGCACUGUAGAGGGCACAUCCAUAUUCCAACUCUACAUCCCCGUCAUCCUGGGUCAUGCACUGCUGAGGACAUGGCUGAACUAUGGGAACCACCAGAUGCCAGGACACACUUGCCAGGGUCAGAGCCCACUUAUCUUGCCUGUGAUACUAAGGAUUUAGACCUGUAUUUCAUGAUGACCUUCCCCUGGAGAAGUGCUUUUGCUGUCUCUGAGACCUCCGAGUUGGGUUUCUUCCUCAGGUCUUCAUCUCUGUCCUCAGCACUCUAUCUCCACAGCUCUUACAGUUCUUCCAGUAGUUUUCAGGUCUGUUUUGUAGUUCCUUUCUAGUUUACUUGUUUGCUCCUUGUUCUUCUCCUUGCAUUCUAUGAAUUUUAUGAAAUGGGAUGGCAGCCCUACUGCCACUGGGUCAGGCCARUUUCCUGAAGGGUUCUAACCAUGGUCCUCCAGCUCAGCCCUGUGUACCUGGCUCCUGACCCUAUGGGUAAGUGGGUUUUGCUGACUUGGUCUCCAAUACCAGUAUUCCAGAAACAGUCUUGGGGGUCCAAUGUGAGGGUUGAGAGCCCAGUAUGGGGGCCCAGUGUGAGAACAAGCUGCCAGGCUAUGCCACAAUUCAAGCACAUCUCUACAAUAAAAAUGUGGAAUAAAUAGCUUUGUGGAGA